This is a messenger RNA of Rhododendron vialii, 3374 nucleotides long. RefSeq lists its product as uncharacterized. The record is from RefSeq and is a predicted model, not a curated record. The coding region runs from base 378 to 2273 and encodes 631 amino acids. The transcript is spliced from 2 exons. Lineage: Eukaryota; Viridiplantae; Streptophyta; Magnoliopsida; Ericales; Ericaceae.
CCCCCCCCCCCGCAAGAGGGCAGGUCCUCCCAUUUGUCAUCAGUCAUCUCUUCCACAAGCAUGAUCCUCAUGACAUUUUUUUUUUUGAUCUGAAACCUGCGCUUGAAGUCGGAAGUGAUCCAUCGCGGCUCCAAAACUCGCACCGACGAUGGCAACGGCAACGGCAACGGCAACUGCAAGAAAGACGAUGGUGACCCCAAAAAAUCGUAGGCGAAGACUUUUAGAUUUGUUUUUGGGCCGAUGUUCACAUCUCUUUGAGGAACGCAUUUCCUUCAGCUUCCUUCCUCUGAAACGCGGAACCGCGUUUCUUGCUGAGAAUCGCCGGCCUUAUAGGCGUUUCCUGCAAUUUACCUACUCCUGCUGAAGACAAGGGCGUGAUGGAUCCGAUUCUAGCACAGGUGCAGAGACUUUGGGACUUGUGGGAUAUUCGGAUUCUGGUUCUCAUCAGUCUCAUUUUACAAUUCAUUCUUUCCAUUUUUGGCAACCGUAGAAAGUACAUAUCAUCAAUGUGGUUCAGUGUCCUCAUUUGGUUAGCCUAUUUGAUGGCGGAUUGGGUGGCAACUUAUGCCCUUGGCCAUCUUUCGAAAGCCCAAGUAAACAAUGACAAUGGAUUAUUGAGGGCAAUCUGGGCCCCCUUGCUUUUGCUACACCUCGGUGGUCCCGACACCAUCACUGCUUACUCUUUGGAAGAUAAUCAGUUGUGGUUGAGACACCUUUUGGGGCUGGGGGUUCAACUUUUCAUGGCAGUUUAUGUUAUUAUGAUGUCCUGGAAACAUUCCUGGUUCUCGUUUAUGUCAUUUCCGGCGUUGGUGGCUGGAAUCAUCAAGUAUGGGGAGAGAACGUGGAUUCUCAAGUCGGUGAGCGGUGAUAAAUCCGGAGACAUUGUACCCUAUGGUUAUCUUGGAGAUUAUAAUACGAUUGGUUAUCUUGGCGAUUAUAAUACAACGGAGGGUGAAUACAUGCGCGUUUUAUAUAUUGCCCAUAAAUUUCUCAAGGAAUUUAAGUCUUAUAUGGAGUAUUACAGCAUAAGUGAGAAUGGUUUCCCUUUGGCCCAGUUUCUAGAUCGUUACCGCGACAUUCAACUCUUCUGGAAUGCGUUGGAGGUCGAAAUGGGGCUCAUGUAUGAUCUGUUAUACACAAAGGCAGUCAUAAAUUAUAGCAAGGCCGGGUGGAUUCUGCGCAGCAUCAGCUUUACGUGCACAGUGAUUGUGUCGCUAGGAUUAUCCGUCCGGCUUAUUUUCAUGAGGGAAGAUCAUCAAGAGAAGUGGGACGUGGUUGAUAUUGCCAUCACAGGGGUACUACUAGGAGGAGCUCUCACGUUGGAGAUUUAUGCAGUCAUCGUGCUGUAUUUUUCCUUCGAUUGGACGAUGCUUUGGAUAGUGAAGGAGAACAAAAGCAGGUGGGCGACCCGGUUGAGGCAAAGAUUCCCGUGUCUUUUCCGCGAGAAAAAGUACUGGUCUAAAACGAUGGCGCAGUUCAAUCUGCUUGGUUUUUGCAUCAAAGAGAAGUAUGAUCAUCAAAAGCCGAUCAGAAGAAUGCUUGGAUCCGUGUUGGGGAACGAUUAUCAGGACAAGCUAAAUGGGUACCUACACAAGACUGUUGUCCAUGUCCAUCCACUUCUAAACAGGGAGAUGUUGGAUUAUUGUGACAAUUUAGGUGUCGUAUCCGAUAGGAUCGCAGUCAACGAAGAGGAUAGCAUUCGGGAGAGAUUUGCCAAAAGGCCUUUUCAAGAGCAAAUUAUUAUCGCGCACAUCAUGACAGAAGCGUGCUACUAUUUAGAAAGGGAAUCAGAUGUUGUUGCAGCAUUCGAGCCCCCUGGAUUUGAUGAUCCCUCGUCGUGGGAGAACAAUAGAGAAAUAAGCAAAACUCUGUCGCGCUACCUGAUGUAUCUACUCUUCAUGUGCCCUUCGCUGUUGCCCCUUGCUACACUGAGGGAGACUAGCGUUCGUGAUUACAUGCCUGAUAUCGGGGAUGCAAAGGAUGUAAGCGCGGCUUGUCGGUAUAUUCUUGAAAGAAGAACCUUUGAUGACAUUUGCGCAGGAGACUUGAGAAGGAUGCGGGAGGUGGAGAGAUGGAAAAUAUUGAAAUUGAUGUGGUUGAGGAUGCUGUGUUAUGCAGCAAGCAAGGGUAAGAAAAAUGAUCAUCUUCAGCAGCUGAGACAAGGAGGCGAGCUUCUCACUUUCGUUUGGUUCUUUCUCCCACAAUCUCGCGCACUUGGGCUAAACCCCGAGCGAAUGGGUCCCAGGUUAGAUAAGUGGGAAGUAGAUUCUUAAGAGAUUCAUCAAGCCACUACUAGAAAAUGAAUCAUUAGCGCGACUAUUUGGGCUAAAUUAGCUCAACCUUUGGCAAAAUAAUUGUGUGCGAGCGUGCCAAAAAAGAAUAGAAUUUAUUCUUUUCAGAUUAACUCAAAAUAACUAAUUUAAUCGGACAAUUGUGUUAUCCGUUCGAUUACCUCAAUUAAGAGGAUUUUUUUAAAGGUAUGCAAUCAAUGAUAAAUUGACGCUCUUUAAUCAAAAAAGAUAACUAAACAUUAACAAGUUUUGAUUUUAAUCAAAAGCAAGUUUAUAUACAAUUACUCUUAAGAUUUUGACAAGAAUAAUGCAGGAAUAUAAACACACUUGAAUUGAAUCGAAAACAGAUCUAUAUUCGACUACUCUUUGGCAAGAGAAAGACAAAAAGAUAUAAGAUAACUUGAAUUUAACCAAAAGUGAGCUUAUAUGCAAAUAAGUCUUCAAACUUGCAAAAUGCUAAACUAACUAAAUUACUCUAAGUCCUAAACUAUGAUAGAUCUCUGAGCAAUCAUUUUUGUAUCAAUUGUCAGAUGAUGAAUUUUGUCAGGGGGCCUCCCUCUUUAAUUGCUUCUUCUAUUUAUAGACAAUGGGUUUGUUUUUAACCUGCAUUCUUCAUGUUUUCUUUUGAUGCCCACGUACUCAUUCAAAUUUGAUUCGAAACAUCCUUCAUUCCCUCCAAAAACGGUUGCAAAGGGUUUCGAACGGUUGUUUGACUUGGUCUUUUUAGAAAACUCUUCUACUUCCACGUUCAUUGAUGUUGAUUGUGGUUAACUUCUGGAUAAUGGGUUUCUGUUUUGAGAGCUGCUAAUGGUACAACAAACUAAUGAUUGUACUGGAAACACUACACCGUGCGGUGUUGUAAUAUACCGCACGAUGUAGUGGGAUCUGACGUACGGUGUUAUGAUGUUUAUCAUUCAUUUAUUUUAUUUAUCUUGAUCAUAUCUAUCUAUUGUUGGCUACGCUAAUGUUACUGAGAAAUCGUUGCAGGUGCAUUUCAGAAUGAAGCUUCAUCUAAAAAUCAUGUCUUUUAUUUUCUAAAAGAGGUUUUUAUGAUCAUUUUCAAUAAUCAAGUGCAUCAAAAAG